GCACAGCUCUUGCCUAGGCUAGGAGUAAACAAAACUCUAUUGGGAUAACUUCGGUUUAAAAAUUUCACGCACAAAUUAGGCCAGUUCAAGCUGUCUAAACAUAAUCCAUUUUAAAAAUUAUCUAUAAUGUGAAAAAUGGUGGUUGUGCGAAGAAUCAACAUUGCCGAUGUUUUCAAACUUGCUAUUCUUCUGGUAAUUUUGACUUUGUCGACAAACAUCCAGAAAAUAGACGCCAAUACGGAAAAGGCUGAGCCGCAUUCAACCGAAUCCAGUCCGAAUUCCAUCAGUCAUUUGGCGAAAGGAAAAAUCGAAUCAAACCCGAACUGCCCAAGCAAUGUGGAGUGCGACAAAUUGGGCGGUCUUUGCUUGAACUGCACCUUUAACAAGUCCUGCGAGUAUGGAAAAGAAGUCAAAGUAUUAUGCUCUGUUCUGAACGACAUCAACUGCUUGGGCGAGAGUACUUUUGAAAGAACUAUGACCUGCCAGUUUUGCUACCAAAUGGAUCCUUCGAAUUACACGUGCAAGCUACUGGCAAACUGCAACUCGGUGGCAUCUCCUCGCACUUAUUAUAGGACCAAUUGUACUGUGAAGAGCGAACUUUUGUGCUUGGGAAACCGGGUUUUUCAAAAGAACCUGCCAUGCAACUGGACUGGAGGUUAUAAGUGGAGUACGGCAUUACUUUUGAGCAUUACGCUUGGAGGGUUUGGAGCUGAUAGGUUUUACCUUGGCCACUGGCAAGAAGCUAUUGGGAAGCUCUUCAGCUUUGGAGGAUUAGGAGUGUGGACUUUGGUGGAUGUCGUGCUUGUUUGGCUGCACUAUCUGGGGCCAGCUGAUGGAUCUCUGUACAUUUGAAAUUCCUUUUUGUAUCUUGUAAAAAUAAUAGAGCCUUUAUUGAAUCAUA
This is a messenger RNA of Cloeon dipterum, 901 nucleotides long. RefSeq names its product almondex (gene amx). The transcript has 6 exons. The record is from RefSeq and is a predicted model, not a curated record. NCBI's taxonomy places the organism in Eukaryota, Metazoa, Arthropoda, Insecta, Ephemeroptera, Baetidae. The coding region runs from base 136 to 852 and encodes 238 amino acids.